Scophthalmus maximus (turbot) is the source of this 3590-nucleotide messenger RNA. RefSeq names its product zinc finger protein 770-like. Gene Ontology annotation, biological process: regulation of transcription by RNA polymerase II. The coding region runs from base 361 to 3477 and encodes 1038 amino acids. Lineage: Eukaryota; Metazoa; Chordata; Actinopteri; Pleuronectiformes; Scophthalmidae. The record is from RefSeq and is a predicted model, not a curated record. The transcript is spliced from 2 exons. Gene Ontology annotation, molecular function: DNA-binding transcription factor activity; RNA polymerase II cis-regulatory region sequence-specific DNA binding.
GCACACCUCUUGUUUCCGGGAUGACGUCAGAGCUCACCGCGUCGCUAGCAUGAAAGCUAACGCGGCACACACUGUUAUAAUAAUGAGUACGCGUCUUGUAAUUAGGACUGUGAGAGUUCAUCGUAAGUGAACCGAGGGUCGCUCGCUAGUUUUGACGUUUGCUGCAAAUGUCUGUCGCCUCGUUAACGCGUUUGUUAUGUCCCAGUGUUGUUAGCUUAUCAGUUCGAUCGUGUCAAUGGAAACUAUUGUAUAUACAUUUUGUUGCGGUAAACAUUCCGUAGACAUUUUGGAAAGGUCCGGUAAGAAGAUCAUCCAUUGGGGGGGAGAGAAAAAAAAAUCACUAAGGUGGUGAUUUAAAAGAUGCAUCGCUGCCCUGUUUGUUCAAAAUCCUUCCCCUCGCCGUAUAAACUCAAGAGACAUCACGUCAUCCACACGGGCCAGAAGCCCUUCGGCUGUGAUAUCUGCGGGAAGGCCUUCACGCAGUCCGAGCACUUACGAACACACCGGCAGAAUGUCCACCAGCCGCGGCUCCGGACAGGCCGGCUGCACGAUGGCACUUCAACCAAUCACCAACAGGCACACUGUGAUGAACCAGCUGCAGGGAUGAGCCCACAUGGCAGUUGUGAUAAUGUUAUAAUGCCAUCGAGCGUGUCUUCCUCUGUGGCCUCCCGGCCAGAAUGGAAAGGGGGAAGUGUGACUCGCGACUUUUGUCUUCCGUUGUUUGGGACUGGAAGUAUGCUAUGUGCAGACGAUGGGACAGCGACCCAGGGGGGUGUCUCGUAUGAUACGGAUGCAGUACAUCAUGAUGAAGUUGGUUCUGCAAAUGUGGACACGUCUGAAGGCAACGGAUACACCUGCAACGUCUGCUUGAAGUCGUUUAGUUCGUCUAUUCAGCUUUGGAUUCAUUUACCAACUCAUAACAGGUCUAACCUGCGUGGGAGGGGCCAGACCUUCUCGAAGAAGGCCCAUGCGAAGAUGCACUUGCAUUCACAAGAAUCAAGGAUCUCCAGCAGAAGCAAAGCGACUGUGAAACAUCAGUGUCCUAAAUGUCUUAAGACCUUUUGUUCACCGUCCAAAUUACGACGACAUUUUCUUAUCCACACGGGCCAGAAACCCUACUCGUGUACAACUUGCUGGAAAUCCUUCAGACAGAAGGUGCACCUGAAAUCUCAUUUAGGCACAGCAAACACAUGUCCACAUUCUGCAGUUAAUGCCGGGAAAAGAAAGAGACUUUCUAAUGACAGUAGAACCUCCGAUCUGCAGCCCCAGCGCCCUUCCAGUAGUCUGACCUCGUCGGUGGAACUCAAGCUACAAUGUAAAAUAAGUGUAAAUACUGUGCAUGACCUGAGAAAGACUGAAAUCAAGUUGGAUGCUGUCGGAAAACCAGAACAACCGUUAAAUACAAGCAGUGGGUGUCGUAAGUCAGGUGAACAAGAGUCGCAAUACUUGACACAAAAAGAUGUGAAACCAUUCCGCUGUGUGAUCUGCAACAGAUCAUUUCGGUUAGAAGUAAAUUUAAGGCGUCAUCAUAAAAUUCAUUGGAACAAGAAAGAAUUGGGAAGUCCUACUCAUGAGCAAAACAGCAAUAAUGUGAAAAUGUCUGAUUCUGAAACAAUGAAACGCGCAUCUGAACCUAAUCAGGCGGACCCCAUUGACUUGAACAUCGUUGUUAAACCAGAAACCUGGAGAGAAAAUGACUACAAUGACUCUUCUCCUCGGGAGGCCGCAUUAAUUGCAUCAGCAGAACAGCAGAGGGAACCCUGCCGCGCCGCAAGUAAUCAGAAGAGAAUGAACACUUCACAUCGGUGCCAUUCAUGUUCAAAGUGUUUUCCAUCUCGAUCCAAACUCCAGAGACACGUGAUGACGCACACUGGACAGAGGCCUUAUAACUGUGAGACAUGCGGGAAGAGAUUUCGCCAGAAAACACACCUGAGGAUCCACUGUCGCACUCACCUGUGGACCAGAUAUCAGAAACAGCGAUCGCUGUACAUCAAUCGGCCGCCUUCGCGCACAGGUGGGUUUAACACACGGACCACAGCAGAAGUUCCAAUCUGGGAAAUGAUGGCACAUAAAAAUGAUGUUGAGACACAUAAUGCCGAACAUUUGGAUCAGACCCCUUCUGCAGUAAUUGCUCAGAAUAAUGUCAAGAGAGAGUCUGGGAACAAAUUGUUGCCACAUUACUCAGGGAGAAAUGAGGUUUUGCACUUGAGAAAAGUUUCCAAAGCAAACGUAAGAAGGGCGCAGGCUGCCAAACCGAUGCAAAAUCCCGGCAGCGACCAACACGGGUGCCUCCAGUGUUCCAAGUGUUUUCCGAGUGCCUCUAAACUGCAAAGGCACGAGAUGGUGCACACGGGCUUGAAGCCGUUUCAGUGUCCUACAUGUGGGAAAGCUUUUAGGCAAGCAUCACAUCUGAAAAGGCACGACAGGACACACUGUAAUAGUGAACAACCCAAACCUUUCAAUCAACAGGUGACCAUCAAAAAACUGCGGCUUUACCCAGAGAUCACUGUCUGUACCCCAGCUCAGCGGCGGCUGAUAUCUAUCACAAAAGUGCCCAGUCUAUUCAAGACAAACCCUAAAAGUUACACUGACAAAAAGAAGAAACUCCACACGUGUCCAAUAUGCUGUAAGAACUUUGCUUCUCCGUUCAAGCUCUCAAGGCACUCGGUUACUCACUCUGGCAUGAGGCCAUACAAAUGCACUCUGUGCAGCAAAACCUUCACACAGCGCGGCCAUCUAAAAGUCCACGAGCGCAGAUGCAGAAAGGGGAGCAGGAUCUCAGCUUGUAUCCGCAGGGAAAUCGUGAAUACCAACCAUCUCCAGGAUAAAAUUGAAAACCUUACUGAUUUUGUUGUGGAUGCAACAAGAGAGCAGAGGGAGCAACGUUGUCCCAGUGUUGGUCAAUACUCAUUUAAUGAUGGAGAUUUAGCUUUUUGCACAGAGAAAAUAGACACUGAUUGGCUGGAAGUGCCAGAAGUAAGCUUACAAGAGGAGAGACGGGUUGAAAAUUGUAGUCAAGACAGUAAUGAUCAGGCUACAGACCCUUAUAGCUAUUCAUUUCCCUCUGAGCUUGCCUUUGAAAUGGAUAAGCUUGUUCAAAAUCAAAACAUCGCAGCUCCACCUUUGUCACAUCAGUAUGAGGGUCAUGCACGUGACGUAAAAACACCAUGUCAGCAUGAUGAACUUUCGAGUUCUGUGGAUGAGAUGGCAGAUUUCCGGGAUGAUAACAAGUGCACUUCCAGUUUUGUGAGCGAACAUGAUCUUAAACAACAUCUCUGUCCAGCACGUGCUCAAGCUAAAGUGACAGAGUCGGCACCGAAGAAUCGCUGUGACGUUUGCUUCAAAAGUUUUGUCUCUCCUUCUAAGCUUGAGAGGCAUUAUCUUGUCCACACAGGUCAGAGGCCUUUUAGGUGUGACAUUUGUGGCAAAACCUUCACUCAGAGGGCACAUGCCCGAAAACACAAACUCACUCACUGAUAAUCCAAUGUUACUCUGAUGUUUUUGUAUUUAAAUAUCAUGUCUGUAUAUAUGUUUAUAAAGCAUAAUGUAUUGUAUUUUUUCCUGUAAAUAAAAUUACAUUUGAAAUAUUG